This is a messenger RNA of Prorocentrum cordatum, 2529 nucleotides long. Lineage: Eukaryota; Dinophyceae; Prorocentrales; Prorocentraceae. The record is from the annotation of a GenBank genome assembly.
AUGACUCCCCCAGCUCCGAAGGCGGGCGCAGCGCUCGGACCCGCGGGCACGGCAGCAGGCUGCGCGAUCACGUUUCAGGUUCGCGUGGAGACGAGCUUCGGCAGCUCCGUGGUGCUAGUCGGUAGCAGCGAGGUUCUGGGAAAGUGGGAGCUCCAAAGCGGCCUGACGCUGACGACGACCCCAGACACGUACCCGCUCUGGACCACAGGGCCCAUCACUUGCCCAAUCCCAACGAAGGACGAGCCUGUCCAGUACAAGUACGUCCGCGUGUGGCAGGACGGCAGGGUCGAGUGGGAGGCGGAGGGGGGCAACCGCGCCGUCGUGGAGUCGAUCUCUGAGAGCGGCUUCGUGGUAGACGACGGGCACUUCGGCUACAUCCAGGCGGGCUGCUUCGCCUUUCCCAACGGCCAGCCGCCCGUGCCGCCAGGCACCUGCGCACCCCGAUCGACGGGCCCGGUCUCGCUGAGAGCGGUGGUGCUCGGCGACGCGGCCGCGGCCGGGGCGGGGGCGCGCUCCUGGGAGGGCUGGGCCGCGAGGCUGGGAGCGGCCUUGAGCCAGACGUACGGCUACGGCUACGCCAACGCAUCGGGCAGGGGCACCGGGCUGGACGCGGCGCUGGAGGUGUUGCGGGCGCACGUCCGCGAGCAGAAGCCCACGGUGGUCGUACUGGCCUUUGGGCUGGAGCUCCAGGCCCUUGUCCAGGGCCCGGACCACGAGGCCAGCGAGGCCAUAGCACGCUUCUGUGAGAAGCUGGACGGUCUUGCCCAGGCAGCCCUGGACAGCGGCACCUUCCCAGUCCUCGGCGGCAUCUACCCCCACGCGAACUGCAGCCCAGAGCAGGAGUGGCGCCUGCGGCAGGCCGAGGAGGCCAUCGACGGCCUCGGCCUGCCCGUGCUGCGAUGGCUCUCCGCGGUCAGCGCCAACGGCAGAACCUGGGACGACGGCACCUCCUGGACUCCUGCAGAGCCGAACACGGAGGGCCACAGCCGCAUGGCCGCCGCCAUCGACCUGGCAAUCUUCGAGCCGUCGGGGGUGCUGGCGUCUCUGGCCGCCAAGAGCAAGGCGAUCCUUGCCAUGGAGCCGCGGGUCUGCUUCAGCGACGGCAACGGCUUCGUGGUCAGCUACUGCGAUGCCCGCGGGGAGCUGUCCGUCAAGAAUGCGACGUCCAACGAGUACCAGCUCUCAGCUGGCUGGGCCGCCAUGUGCGAUUCACUGCGUGCUACCAAGCGACAGGCUCCAUGGUCCCUGCGCCCAGGACUGUACAUAGCGUGCGCGAGCGAGGGUCCAGACGAAGGCCCAGCGAGCAUCACACUCGGUGUCAGUGGCAAGAUGGAGACGGAGGCGAAAGUGCCGGCGGGAUGGUGUGCGACUUUGCGGCCAGUGGCCAAGUUUUUGGAGAGCGAAUUCGAAGGAAAUAUGCUCUUCAACGAUGGCAACUUGGCCGUCGUCCACGAGAGGACAGGCAGCCUUGUUCUUGUCAACCAGGCUAGGUGUGAGUACAACGUGCAUCCGAUGUGGAACGACGUCCGUCUUGCCACCCGGGUGGUACCAGAGGGUAUCUACGAGGACGACUCGGAUUGCCCUUUCCGCACGGCAGUGGUGUCGAUACAUGGUCUCCAGUCUCGUGUGAAGGUGCCCGCAAAGACAGCGAUACGUUUGCGUUUCAAGGGGCCGUUGAGCAGUGUGCCGCGCAUCGCCGUCCUUCCCUUGGGAGACCGCUGUUCCAUACGAAUGCUCUUGCAUAAGGUAGAGUAUGAUGGCCCGUGCUACCCCUUCGACUUGACACGCACUACAGCGCUGUCAGAUGUUGCCGACAUGAUCGGCUCGGGCUUCACAGAGAUGUGGAACCAGGGCUGCCUCGUGUGGAGCGAGGAGAACGGCAGGGUCUACCACACGAGAUGGGGGGGCCUUUCCUUCGCGCACGAGGUUGAACCAGGUGAGGAUCCGCAGCAGAACUUCAACCCCAUCGCCGAGCGCAUGAGAAAGCGCUACUCGGGGCGCUCCGCGCGCUUCGACUACGCCUGCAAGCACGCCGACAGAGUGAUGUUCAUGCGAACAGGCUGCGCAUCCCGCGACGAGGUUUGCGACCUACUCUCGCGCGUCCAGCAGCGGUACCCUGGGCUGAAGGCCAGCCUCCUGCUGAUCUCCGAUCAGCCCUCCGAGGAGUUUGCGGACCUCGCGCACGUGUCCCACGUGCGGGAGCAUUUCGACCCAGACAGGAUGUACGAGGACUUGGGUUACUGGAUGGAUUGCGCCCAUCGGUUCCGUGGCAUCCUUCACCAGCAUGGCAUCACAGAGAGGACGCUCUACUGGUGCCCCAACAACCUGGCAGAGGCGGAUCAGGAGAUCCAGGGCGGCUCCCUCGCGAAGGCGGGCGCGCAGCCCGGCGCGGCGCCCCCGAGGGCCAUGGGCGACGUGCGCACGCUCUCGCACUCGAGGCUCUACGAGCCGCAGCCCCCCCACGCCGGCCCGGCGCCGAGGCCGCCACCGCCCGGCAGUCGGGCCUCCGCCCCCGUGAAGGCGUCCUGA